Chrysochloris asiatica (Cape golden mole) is the source of this 1132-nucleotide messenger RNA. RefSeq names its product ribosomal protein L6 (gene RPL6). Gene Ontology annotation, biological process: translation. The record is from RefSeq and is a predicted model, not a curated record. NCBI's taxonomy places the organism in Eukaryota, Metazoa, Chordata, Mammalia, Afrosoricida, Chrysochloridae. Gene Ontology annotation, cellular component: ribosome. The coding region runs from base 230 to 1096 and encodes 288 amino acids. Gene Ontology annotation, molecular function: structural constituent of ribosome. The transcript has 8 exons.
GAUUCCUUAUAGCCGGAAGUUGCAGGCCUUAAUUCUCUUUCCCAUCUUGCAAGGUAAGAAUGGCGGCGUUUUUCUGCAAGACAUGUUUUCAGCACCUCAAUCCUUCGCCAUCCGAACCAGGAGGGCAUCAAGUUGACAGAUAGAAGUAUCAGUCAUGCUCGUGGCCAACUAAAAGGCCUCCCAGACGUUUCAUUUCUUUCGCUUGGGUUUGCGGCGGGGCACGAAGCGGAUGGCGGGUGAAAAGGCUGAGAAGCCUCCUACCAAGAAGAAGAAGCCUAUAGUCAAAAAAGCAAAUGCCAGUGGCAAAGCUAAGAAGACUAAUCUCAAGGGCAAAAAACCCAAGCAGGGGAAGCCGCACUGCAGCCGAAAUCCUGUCCUAGUCCGAGGAAUUGGCAGGUAUUCCCGAUCGGCCAUGUAUUCUAGAAAGGCCAUGUACAAGAGGAAGUAUUCAGCUGCUAAAUCCAGGGUUGAAAAGAAGAAGAAGGAGAAGGUUCUUGCUACUGUCACAAAACCAGUUGGUGGUGACAAGAAUGGUGGUACCCGAGUGGUUAAACUGCGCAAAAUGCCUAGGUAUUACCCAACUGAAGAUGUGCCUAGGAAACUGUUGAGCCACGGCAAAAAACCCUUCAGUCAGCAUGUCAGAAGACUGCGGUCCAGCAUCACUCCUGGGACCAUUCUGAUCAUCCUCACUGGGCGCCAUCGAGGCAAGAGGGUGGUUUUCCUGAAGCAGCUGGCCAGUGGUUUGCUCCUUGUGACUGGACCUCUGUCCCUCAAUCGAGUUCCUCUGCGUAGAACACACCAGAAAUUUGUCAUUGCCACCUCCACCAAAAUUGAUAUCAGUGGUGUGAAGAUCCCCAAACAUCUCACGGAUGCUUACUUCAAGAAGAAGAAGCUGCGGAAGCCCAGGCACCAAGAAGGCGAGAUCUUCGACACUGAGAAAGAGAAAUACGAGGUUACAGAGCAGCGCAAAGUGGAUCAGAAAGCUGUGGACUCACAAAUUAUGCCAAAAAUCAAAGCCAUUCCCCAGCUCCAAGGUUACCUGCGUGCUGUGUUUGCUCUCACAAAUGGAAUUUAUCCUCACAAAUUAGUAUUCUAGAUUUCUUACAAAGAAAGAACCUCAUUAAAUAAUUGA